AUGGGAAAAUUGAAUGAGAGUAUUAGAAACACUAUCUUAGAAAAAGCUCCAAAGAAUGCAAAGUAUACUUCUCCGGAUAUUCAGAAAGAUGUAUUGAAUGUUAUUGUCAACCAAGUGAGAACAAAGAUUCGCCAGGAAAUUGGGGAUGCCAAAUUCUUCAUUUUAGUUGACGAAGCAAGAGAUGCAUCUAACAAGGAGCAGAUGGCUCUUGUGUUAAGAUUUGUGGAUAUUGAUGGGUUUUUACGAGAAUGGUUCUUUACCAUUGUAAAUGUGCAUAAUACAACCGCUGCAACACUUAAGAAAGAAAUAUCUGAUACUCUUGGUCGUUAUGACUUGCAUAUCCAUAACAUGAGGGGACAAGGAUACGAUGGUGCUAGCAAUAUGCGUCGCUCUUGGAAUGGAUUACAGGCUCUUUUUUUGAAAGAUUGUUCAUGUGCAUAUUAUGUACAUUGUUUUGCUCAUUGGCUUCAACUAGCAUUAAUUGCGGUUGCCGAAAAGGAGAUGGAAGCUCGUUACAUAUCUAGUAGAAGUCGUUCUUGUCAACAAAAGGAUUCGAUUACAGUUAAGUACCACUAUCAAUUUGAUGUAUUUGUUGCUGCAAUAGAUUUUAAAAUUGAAGAGCUCAAUAGUAGAUUCAAGGACAAGACAGUCGAACUUCUUAAGCUCAGUGAUGCUUUGGAACCUAAAGACAACUUUAAACUUUUUAAUGUUAAUCACAUCUAUCAACUUGCUGAGAAAUUCUAUCAUCUAAAUUUUGAUGCACAAGAUUUGCACCACUUGAGAACACAAUUGGCUCACUAUGAGCUUGACAUGCCUAUCAAUGAAAGAUUUUAG
Messenger RNA from Impatiens glandulifera, 834 nucleotides. Its product is annotated as zinc finger MYM-type protein 1-like. The transcript has 2 exons. The coding region runs from base 1 to 834 and encodes 277 amino acids. Lineage: Eukaryota; Viridiplantae; Streptophyta; Magnoliopsida; Ericales; Balsaminaceae. The record is from RefSeq and is a predicted model, not a curated record.